This is a messenger RNA of Neodiprion fabricii, 3214 nucleotides long. RefSeq names its product putative ATP-dependent RNA helicase TDRD12. Gene Ontology annotation, molecular function: ATP binding; metal ion binding; nucleic acid binding. Gene Ontology annotation, biological process: transposable element silencing; germ-line stem cell division. NCBI's taxonomy places the organism in Eukaryota, Metazoa, Arthropoda, Insecta, Hymenoptera, Diprionidae. The coding region runs from base 155 to 3145 and encodes 996 amino acids. The record is from RefSeq and is a predicted model, not a curated record. The transcript has 17 exons.
GUGGUCAGCGGAUGUGUCGGCCACUCGUUGGAAAAUUUCGGAUAGAUAAAUGUGAUAAAACAACAAAAUAGAAUAAAAACAUAAGGAAACUGUGUUGUGAUGACACAAAUCUAAUGUUUCAAAAUAAUUUUUUUCUUCUAAUUAAAUCUUCGACAUGGAAGAUAGUAUCUACAUUCCGAAUACUGCUGAAUCGGUUAAAGUGACGAAUGUCAUCGAUCCCUUUCACAUAAGGAUUCGUCGAACAGAAAAUUAUGCCACAGAGAUUGUUCGGCUAGAGGGAGAAUUACACAGGAUAGCCAAAACCAAUUUACAGAAGUAUGGAGACCACUUGCACCCCCAAAUUGGAGAUAUGGUGAUCAUUGACAACAGGAGCAGUUUCAACGCUGAAUUACCAGGAUGGUGUUGCAGGGGAAUUGUUGGAUUGUUCAAUACCAUCAAUACAAAAUAUAGAGUAUUCUUGCCUGAUCAUGGUAUAGCAUUGGAAUUCUGGAUGGAAGAUUUAAAAAUCUUACCGCCUUUUUCCAUAUCUGAUGAUUUUUUAACAUCAUCCAUUGGCAUCCACGAUAUAUUGCCAAUCACUACGGGAGAUGAAAGUGCCUGUAUUUCAGAAUUUUGGAGCAACAGUGCUAUACGAUUUACUAAAGAAAUCUUGAGUGCAUCUACUCAGACAUACUUUGAUUGUCUCUCCUUUGAUAAGUCUGGAAAUAAAUUUGGUGAGCUGUAUUUGAUCGUAGAUAAUGAGAUCAUUGUUCUCAGCGAAGCACUGAUUUACAAUCAAUUUGCAACAGCUAUAAAUUCCAGUUUGAUCGAGAUAAUUGAAAACACCGAUAUAUCUAGUAGAGUAUCAGUUGAGAACUCUCCAAUAAAAACAACCAAAGAAACUACAUUGGAAUUGAGUAGAAAAAAUUUAGAUACAACUGACUAUAAUAAAGGACGUAACAAAAAUAAUGCUGUUUAUGCACAUGCAUUCAAUGGAUCACCAAAAGGCAAUUCCUGUGUCAAUUCCAGUCAUGAAAUAUUAGUAUGCAGCAAACUUCUGUGUGAGCAACUUAACUCAGUGGCUGAAGCUGGAUUCCCUGAGAAAAUACAUAAGACACUGCGCUCAAUGACACUUGUGAGGCCAAUGCGCCUCCAAGGAUAUGUCUGGCCUGCAAUAUGCAAAGGCUUGAAUGUGGUAGCAGUUAAUUCUCCGAGAUCUGGAAAAACAUUAUCGUAUCUUAUACCAAUAACCAGCUUGGUUGCUGCCAACGAAAUAUACCCAAAGUUCUCAUCUGGACUCAAUGGGCCACUGGUAAUAAUACUAUGUGUAUCUUCCACUGAUGUUUUUCAUGUCCACGAGAAAUGUAAGCAAAUAUUGAAGGAGUAUCCCAAAAUACGAAUUUUAACGGCUUUUAAUGGGAUGCCAGAAAAAAACCUUAUGAUGAAACUAUACAAUGGUUGUGAAAUUCUCAUUUCUACACCUCCGUGCUUGAAGAGAUUGAUCAAGAAUAAUAGGAAGCUGUUAAACUUGAACCGACUAUUUCACAUGAUCUUCGAUGGAGCAGACGUGAUACUUGAUAAGUAUCGCAAAUCGUUAGGAGAAAUAUUCAGAGUUAUAAAGGAAGUCCAACAUGGACAUUGCAAGUUACCUGGCUCAAUGCCACUGCAAUUGAUAACAAUUGCACAGCACUGGACACCUUUGAUGAGGAACUUUGUUGAUGCAUUCAUCAAAGACCCAUAUGUCUGUAUUGGAUCAUAUAUGGAAGCAGUGGUGUAUGCAUCUUUUAAAACAAAGCUCUAUAUCAAUCCCAAACAAGAAAAGGCUGCGAAAGUGGUUGACUUACUUGGAUCGCAAUGGUCGAUGCUCAAGACAGUAAUAGUAUGCACAACUCCGCAUGAAGCGAGAGAACUCUCAGAAUAUCUUAAAUCAGCUUCUAUAGAUACCCUUAUCGCUCAUGAUGAGAUGAUUUUCACUGAUAUACGAGGCAUCAGAGAGUCCUGGAUGGUGAAAGUAUCAGGUAUGUAUUCUGUGCUCGUUUGCACAGACCAGGUGCUCUCAGACUUGAAUAUCAGGGAUGCAGAAUUACUGAUCCACUAUUCGCUUGCCUCAAACACGAAGACUCAGUUCUUCUACAGGUUUUCAACACUGGCUAACAAUUUUUCUCCGCAAACGCGUGGAAAGGACCGACCAAAGCUCAGGUUCAUUAUGAUUGCUGAUGAAAGCAAUGACACCCAGUUAUACGGAAUUAUUACUAUUAUGAGAAGGCUAAAAACUAAAAUAAGACCAGAAAUGGAAGCUUAUUUCGAGAAAAUAUUUAUAUCAACGGAAAUGGCUAAGACUGAUCGACAAUUAUGUGAAAAUCUUAAAGCCUUUGGGUGCUGCCCUUACAGGGAUGCCUGCACAAGUAGACAUUGUAUUAUCCCUGAGAUUGAUCAACCAUCCACACAGAUAAAAACUGGCGAUUAUGUAAAAUUCGUUAUCACAUCUAUCCAUAGUGCCAAUCACUAUUCAGCCAGGGUAGUAGAAUACACAAGGGCAAACACAAAUGAAAAAGUAACAUUUUCAUUUGAGGAACUUGCUAAACUUUCAGUUGAGUUACAGAAUCAUUAUGCAGAUCCAACUAGAAGGAGAUCAGCUAGAACGGUGAGUGUUGGUCACAUUUGUGCUGUGGAAGAGGCUCCAGGAAAUUACAAAAGAGUGAAGGUUUUGUCGCUGGUAGACAAAGAAUCAUCCAACAUCCAAGAUGUGGAAGUGCGUUGCAUAGAUGAUGGAGACAUAUCUUUUGUUAAAAUCUCUCAGCUACUCGAAGUUCCACACGAACUUGCGGAAUGGCCAUCUCAUUUUGUAGACAUCUAUCUGACAGGCAUUAUUCCAUUCGAUGAGGAGCCUACUUGGAGUCCAUGCGCUGAUCGAAUGGCUUAUACUUGGCUACAUGAAACGGUGACCCAUUCGACAUCAUCCGUUUUUGGAAAGGUAUUGCUUCACCUCAGUCAUAUCCUAUGGAUCGAUCCCUUAGAAGUUAGGGAUAAAUUGGCCAAUGGUUAUCCAGAUUUAAUUGAUGCAUCAUUGAAAAACACAUUGAUUAGCAAUAAGUGCGCCAUGAAGAAUGAAGAGCACAUCAAGAAUCUACUCGCCCUUUGUAGAACUAGCGAAGUAAGCAAUUAAUAAUAUAAUUUAGUUAGUAAUUUGAACAAUCUUGCUCCAUGGGUAAGAAAUAAAUGAGUAUAUACAUGA